Messenger RNA from Morone saxatilis (striped sea-bass), 1574 nucleotides. It is a transcript of the gene sh3bgrl, whose product is annotated as SH3 domain binding glutamate-rich protein like. Gene Ontology annotation, cellular component: cytoplasm. Lineage: Eukaryota; Metazoa; Chordata; Actinopteri; Moronidae. The transcript has 4 exons. The record is from RefSeq and is a predicted model, not a curated record. The coding region runs from base 222 to 569 and encodes 115 amino acids.
UGCCAAGCUCCAUCCAGUGCUGAGAACCGGAGCAUUUGCGCAGAUAGUCUGCGCUGCCUUCGCCAGACACACAGCAUUUUUAGCCGGGGAAGUUUUUUUUUUGUUGUUGUUGUGUUUCUCUGUCUCGCUGCCGAGCAAUCCGUCUGCAAAGUGUCUGCAAGGAGCAGAGCGACCGACCUCUGCUUUACCGGACUCGUGCAUCAGCAUCAGGGAUUUUAAUCAUGGUGAUCAAAGUGUACAUAGCAUCGUCCUCUGGAUCCACUUCGAUUAAAAAGCAGCAGCAGGAUGUGAUGGGCUUCCUGGCGGCCAAUAAGAUCGAAUUCGAGGAGUGUGACAUCGCAGCCAACGAGGCCAACAGAAAGUGGAUGAGAGAGAAUGUUCCGGAGGAGUCCAGGCCGGCUACGGGGAACCCUCUCCCCCCACAGAUAUUUAAUGAAAGCAAAUAUUGCGGGAACUACGAGGCCUUCUUCGAUGCCAGAGAGGACAACGCUGUUUAUGCAUUUCUGGGUCUGACCGCUCCCCCGGGCUCGAAGGAGGCAGAGGCUCUAGCGAAGAAAGCACAGCAGUAGCAGCUUUACAUCGUUCCUACCUGAGACCUCAGGCCUAGACCGAAACACAGACCUGGACCCAGACUGACCUGGAACUGAUCCAGGAAAAAAAAAAAAAAGCAACAUUUCACUCAGCUUAUAAAAAUGUGGACCGUUUUUUCAGUAUGUUUUUCUUAAUUUAUCUGUGUUCAGCUGUGCCUUGUCAGCUGUAGUGAAGGGAGGUACUAAAGCAGAGCAUUAUGGGUAUCUACAAACAGCACUGCUUCCUCCCAUUAACCUCAGACUGCUAAGCCUAUUGGCCUAAUGACAUGUCAAUCAACCAUUAGCAUGAACGUGUAUCAUCAAACGCAACAACAUGCACACACUUUGAAAAUUGUAACACAGAUUCACCAUUCGGCCAACGGAACAUCAUCCAUGUUAACGUCACAUCGUGGAACAUUAUCAUCAUUUGUUUAACUCGACAGGUUGAAUUAGUACAAGUCUUAUAUGUUUAAUCCUGGAAACAGUGAGUCAACUAUUGUUCUCCUGCUAGUCCUGUCAUCACUAAGACUGCAGCACCUUCUGUAGAAGUGACAUUACAAUCCCAGUCUCUAUGUUUUUAUUUACUUUUUAUUGUCUUUAUGCUGUUUUAAUAGCAAACCUUUUUCUACAAGAUGAUAUAUGUUUAAAAAAAAAAAGAUAAUACAUGCCAAAAUUACAAGACUGCAAACGUAGAGGGAUGUGAAAUUAUUAUUUUUUUUAUGUAUUGUUUUUGUUUUUAGGAGAGUUGAACAGCUGUUUCGUUUCGCUGUAAGCAUCCUGUUUCACAUUGUGUUGGUAAUCCCUGUCUUACAUAAGUUAGUAUCUUCCCUAAAAUCAAAUAAAAAUAAGACUGCAAAUAAAACUGCAAGCCUGACUCUCAGUAGUCCUUCAUGGUUGUGAAGUUUCAAUAAUGACAUAGUCAAACACAUUGAAAUAAACUGAAAUAAAUUCUGCCUUCUUAUAACGUUCUGUUAUUUUUAUGCACAAUAAAUGAUUUUAAGUUUA